Mus pahari (shrew mouse) is the source of this 2057-nucleotide messenger RNA. It is a transcript of the gene Tulp1, whose product is annotated as TUB like protein 1. Gene Ontology annotation, cellular component: cilium. Gene Ontology annotation, biological process: protein localization to cilium. NCBI's taxonomy places the organism in Eukaryota, Metazoa, Chordata, Mammalia, Rodentia, Muridae. Gene Ontology annotation, molecular function: actin filament binding. The transcript is spliced from 15 exons. Bases 86 to 1720 code for a protein of 544 amino acids. The record is from RefSeq and is a predicted model, not a curated record.
GCCGAGAUUAGCCAGGAAGGAAGGGAGGCUGGGGAGCUGCGAGUCACCAGAGAGAGAGAGAGGUGGUGACAGGCACACAGACGCAAUGCCACUGCAGGAGGAGACCCUUCGGGAAGUGUGGGCCUCAGACAGUGGCCAUGAAGAGGACUGGCUGAGCCCCGAGCCCCCGCUGCGCCCCAAACAGCGACCCGCCCAGGGACAGAAGUUGAGAAAAAAGAAACCCGAGACCCCCGACUCCCCGGAAUCCAAACCCCGUAAAGCAGGGGCUGGACGCAGGAAGCAGGAGGAGCUGCCCGCAGACCCGGCGGAGCCGCGCGCUGCGCAGACAGUCUACGCCAAGUUCCUGAGGGACCCCGAAGCCAAGAAGCGGGACCCCCGGGAAAACUUCCUAGUUGCCCGCGCCCCAGACCUGGGAGGCGAGGAGAAUUCGGAAGAGGAUUCGGAUGAUGAUGACAAUGACGACGAUGAUGAUAAUGAAGAGGAGAAGAAAGAGGGGGGAAAAGAGAAAAGCUCUCUGCCCCCCAAGAAAGCACCCAAGGAGAGAGAGAAGAAAGCCAAGGCUCUGGGCCCAAGGGGGGAUGUAGGAAGCCCGGAUGCCCCUCGGAAACCGCUCCGAACCAAGAAGAAGGAGGUAGGGGAGGGAACCAAACUGAGAAAGGCAAAGAAGAAAGGGCCUGGGGAGACUGACAAGGACCCCGCGGGGAGCCCAGCAGCCGUGAGGAAGAAGAUCCCAGCAGCCAUGUUCCUGGUUGGGGAAGGUGGCACGGCUGAGAAGGGUGUGAAGAAGAAAGGGCCUCCUAAAGGCUCAGAGGAAGAGAAGAAGGAGGAAGAGGAGGAAGAGGAAGAGGAGGAUGCAUCCGCAGUGAUGAAGAACAGCAACCAGAAGGGCAGAGCUAAAGGGAAAGGCAAAAAGAAAGUGAAGGAGGAGAGAGCCUGUUCUCCCCCUGUGGAAGUGGGUGAACCCCGGGAGUUUGUGCUGCACCCAGCACCCCAGGGCCGGGCAGUCCGCUGCCGGCUGACACGGGACAAGAAGGGCAUGGAUCGCGGCAUGUACCCGUCCUACUUCCUGCACCUGGACACUGAGAAGAAGGUGUUCCUCCUGGCCGGCAGGAAACGCAAGCGGAGUAAGACAGCCAACUAUCUCAUCUCCAGUGACCCCACCAACCUGUCCCGGGGAGGCGAGAAUUUCAUCGGGAAGCUGAGGUCUAACCUCCUGGGGAACCGCUUCACCGUCUUUGACAACGGGCAGAACCCACAGCGAGGGGGAGGUGGUGACGUGGGAAGCCUGCGCCAGGAGCUGGCCGCUGUGGUCUAUGAAACCAAUGUUUUAGGCUUCCGAGGACCCCGCCGUAUGACUGUCAUCAUUCCUGGAAUGAACUCGGACAACGAGAGGGUCCCUAUCCGGCCCCGAAACGCCAGCGAUGGGCUGCUAGUGCGCUGGCAGAACAAGACCCUGGAGAGUCUCAUUGAGCUCCAUAACAAGCCACCCAUCUGGAACGAAGACAGUGGCUCCUACACCCUCAACUUCCAGGGCCGGGUCACCCAGGCCUCCGUCAAGAACUUUCAGAUUGUGCAUGCUGAUGACCCCGACUAUAUAGUGCUGCAGUUCGGCCGUGUGGCCGAGGACGCCUUCACCCUAGACUACCGGUACCCGCUGUGCGCUCUGCAGGCCUUCGCCAUCGCCCUCUCCAGCUUCGACGGGAAGCUGGCCUGCGAGUGACCCCACAGCUCCUCAGCGCUGGGAAAGCAUUCGGUUGGGGGUGGCAGGGUCCCUCCCCCACAGCUCCCAUGGAAGGGCUCACCCCUCUUCGUGACCUCCGGGCAUUCCCCCCACCCCCAGCCUGGCACCGACCGAGGCGGAGGGGAUGGAGAUGAACAUCUGGUCGCCCAAAAGUACUUGCCUCGCCCCCUCCUCCCCAGUCACUUCCUGUCAGAGAGCCCGAGUCAGAUGUUCGAUGCCCCUCCGGGCCCGCACUGGGGGGUGUGGGAAGGAGGGGACGACGGUGAAGCAGAGUCAGGGACCCACAUCCCCAAUAAAGUCACGUCCCGUGCUGAAC